Messenger RNA from Corythoichthys intestinalis (scribbled pipefish), 4457 nucleotides. Its product is annotated as Golgi apparatus protein 1-like. Gene Ontology annotation, molecular function: fibroblast growth factor binding. The record is from RefSeq and is a predicted model, not a curated record. Bases 18 to 3452 code for a protein of 1144 amino acids. NCBI's taxonomy places the organism in Eukaryota, Metazoa, Chordata, Actinopteri, Syngnathiformes, Syngnathidae. The transcript has 26 exons. Gene Ontology annotation, cellular component: Golgi membrane.
UUAACAGUGGUGUGAAGAUGGCGACGUACUGUCGCUCUCCGCUGCUUCUACUGCUGUUAUCUUACGUGUGUCUCUGCAGCUUCGACUCAGUCUUCUGCUUCAAGGCCGCUAGCGGUCCCGCCGAGCCUCCGAACAACCCGGUCAUCCUCAGAGCCGCUGAGCAACAAGCGAAGGAUGCACCUGCCGCCGCCGCAGCCGCAGCCGCUGGGGCCUCCCAGUCUCGAAGGGCGACCGGUUGGAAGCUGUCAGAGGAGGAGGCCUGCAGAGAGGACCUGACUCGGCUCUGCCCCAAACACACCUGGGCCAAUAACUUGUCCGUGCUCGAGUGUUUACAGGACCGCAGAGAGGAAACUGACAUGGCUCCUGAUUGCAACCAUCUGCUGUGGAACUACAAAUUCAACCUGACCACGGAUCCAAAGUUUGAGUCAGUGGCCAUAGAGGUUUGCAAGAGCACUAUUGCUGAGCUGAAAGAGUGCAACGAGGAGGAGCGUGGGAGGGGCUACCUUGUGUCUUGUCUAGUGGAUCACCGUGGAAACAUCAGCGAGUUUCAGUGUAACCAGUAUAUCACCAAGAUGACCAGCAUUAUCUUCAGUGACUACCGACUAAUUUGUGGCUUCGUGGACAAAUGUAAAGAUGACAUUAACAAUCUACGCUGCGGAAGCAUCAACAUAGGACACAAGGACAUCCAUAGCCAAGGAGAAGUCAUUGCUUGUCUGGAAAAGGCUCUUGUGAGGGAGGCAGAGCAACAAGAUCAAGUCCGACCAAUCAAAGAGGAAUGUCAGAAGGCAAUUCUACGUGUUGCUGAACUUUCAUCAGAUGACUUCCAUCUUGAUCGACAUCUCUACUUUUCCUGUCGAGACGACCGUGAGAGAUUUUGCCAGAAUAUUCAGGCGGGAGAAGGAAAAGUCUACAAGUGUCUGUUCAACCACAAGUUUGAAGAGGCCAUGUCAGAAAAGUGUAGAGAAGCUCUGACAACACGGCAGAAACUGAUCUCUCAAGACUAUAAGAUCAGUUACUCACUAGCUAAAGCCUGUAAGCUUGACCUGAGGAAGCAUCGCUGCAGCCUUGACACCAACCUGCCACGAGCCCGUGAGGCCCGUCUGUCCUACCUGCUUCUUUGUCUUGAGGCCGCCGUGCACCGAGGCCGCACGGUCACUGGCGAGUGUCAGGGUGAAAUGCUGGAUUAUCGGCGGAUGCUCAUGGAGGACUUCUCUCUCAGUCCAGAGAUCGUACUGCAUUGCCGGGCAGAGAUUGAGACUCACUGUUCUGGCCUUCACCGCAAAGGUCGCACUCUACAUUGUCUGAUGAGGAUCGGCCGUGGCGACCGCAGCGCCUCAGUCGACGGCGUAUGCCAGAGUGCUCUUCAGACACUGAUCCAGUCAGCUGACCCUGGCGCUGACUACAGGAUCGACCGAGCGCUCAAUGAGGCCUGUGAGUCAGUCAUCCAGACAGCCUGCAAACAUAUCCGCAAUGGAGAUCCAAUGAUCUUGUCUUGUCUGAUGGAGCAUCUGUACACAGAAAAGAUGGUAGAGGACUGUGAGCACCGACUUUUGGAACUCCAGUAUUUCAUAUCAAGGGACUGGAAAUUGGACCCUAUAUUGUACAAGAAGUGCCAAGGCGAUGCCGCACGACUUUGCCAUACGCACGGCUGGAAUGAGACCAGCGAGUUGAUGCCGCCAGGCGCCGUCUUCUCCUGCCUGUAUCGCCACGCCUACCGCACUGAGGAGCAGGGCCGUCGGUUAUCGCGAGACUGCAAAGUGGAGGUCCAGCGAAUUCUCCACCAGAGGGCGCUGGAUGUGAAGCUUGACCCUGAGCUGCAGAGGCGCUGCAUGACGGAUCUGGGCAAGUGGUGCAGUGAGAAGACGGACACUGGCCAGGAGCUGGAGUGUCUGCAAGAACAUUUAGAAGAUCUAGUGUCCGCCUGCAGGGACGUUGUCGGCAACCUGACAGAGUUGGAGUCAGAGGACAUUCAAAUAGAUGCACUGUUAAUCAGAGCGUGCGAGCCAAUGAUCCAGGCGCACUGCCACGAUUUAGCAGACAACCAAAUCGAUACCGGUGACCUUAUGGAAUGUCUGGUUCAGAACAAACACCAAAGGGAGAUGAAUGAAAAGUGUUCAGUUGGCGUCACACACUUUCAGCUGAUUCAGAUGAAGGAUUUCCGUUUCUCAUAUAAGUUCAAGAUGGCUUGUAAAGAAGACGUGCUUCGUUUGUGUCCAAACAUCAAAAAGAAGGUGGAUGUGGUCAUCUGCCUCAGCACCACUGUGAGGAACGACACGCUCCAAGAGGGCAGAGAGCAACGGGUUUCCCUGAAAUGUCGUAAACAGCUGCGGGUGGAAGAACUGGAAAUGUCAGAAGAUAUAAGGUUGGAACCAGAGCUGUAUGAUCCUUGUAAGUCCGACAUCAGUCGUCUGUGUCCUAACGUGGCCUUUGGCAAUGCUCAGAUGAUUGAGUGUCUGAAGGAACAGAAGAAGCAACUCAGUCAGCGCUGCCACCAGCGAAUCUUCAGACUGCAAGAGGCCGAGAUGACAGACCCAGAACUUGAUUACCAACUUAUGAGAGUCUGUAAGCAGAUGAUCAAGAGGUUCUGCACCGAAGCCGACGCUCGGAACGUUCUCCAGUGUCUGAAACAGAACAAGAACAGUGAGCUUAUGGAUCCCAAGUGUAAACAGAUGAUCACCAAGCGACAAAUUACGCAAAACACAGACUACAGGCUGAACCCAGUAUUAAGGAAAGCUUGCCGAGCUGACAUUCCCAAAUUCUGCCAGUCCAUCAUUAACAAGGCGAGCGAGGACAACGAGCUGGAGGGUCAAGUGAUCGCCUGCCUCAAACUUAAAUACGGCGACCAGAGAUUGUCUACUGAUUGCGAAGACCAGAUCCGAGUUAUUCUCCAGGAGUCUGCUCUUGACUACAGAUUGGACCCGCAGCUGCAGAUGCACUGCUCAGACGAGAUCUCCCGACUCUGUGCGGAGGAAGCGGCCGCUCAAGAGCAGACGGGUCAGGUGGAAGAGUGUCUGAAAGUCAACUUGCUCAAAAUCAAACAGGAAGCCUGCAAAAAGGAGGUUCUGAACAUGCUAAAGGAGAGUAAAGCAGACAUCUUUGUGGACCCGGUCCUCCACACAGCCUGCGCCUUGGACCUCAAACAUCACUGUGCUGCCAUCACGCCGGGCAGGGGAAGACAAAUGUCAUGUCUGAUGGAGGCCUUGCAGGACAAGAGAGUUCGCCUGCAGCCAGAGUGUAAGAAAAGACUUCAAGACCGCAUCGAUAUGUGGAGCUACGCUGCCAAGGUGGCACCGGCAGAGGGUUUAUCAGACCUAGCCGUGCAGGUGAUGACGUCACCCUCUAAAAACUACAUCCUGCUGAUGAUCGCGCUGAGCCUGUGCGUCCUCUUUCUGAUGGGGCUGCUUUGCGGUCGAAUCACCAAGCGCGUGACCAGGGAGCUAAAAGACCGGUAGAAGCGCCUCCACCUGCUUGGGCCCCUUUGUCCUCGUCCUCUUCCUCCUCAGUCUGCCAACAUGCCCAGUGCCAACGCCCAGCGCAUCUCUUUUUGAGCUUCGCUGUAAUAUCGCCCAUCACGGAUUGUCUCACCAAAUCAAAGCAUCUCCCCUUUGAGUAAAUGUACGCCUCUUCCUGAGGAUUGGAGUUGGACAUGAGAUGACUCGGUAUCAAACACAAAAAAAAGAGCGCUGCUAGUGGCGUGACUGAGGACUGCUGAGGCUAGGACAUCCUUCUUCUUGUUUUUGGUCAUGUUUAAAGAAGACUGGAGCAUGCAGAGCCUCAAGUGAUCUUUUUCCUUGAUUUUUGAAGAGACGGCAAACAGCAGCUUGAAAUGCGAAGUAAACUUUCAGACGUUUUGCUGUUGCUUUGAAACAAAUGGAAUGAAUUCUGCAGUCCCGUCCUCUUUUCUCGUGUACAGGAUCUGCCAUGGCUCGCCACAUUCAACGAGAUCCAACAGUCCAUGAUCAUUUUCAUUUCUAUGCCUUUUUUUUUUGUACGGUUGAUCAUUUCUGAUGAGAUUUUCAUUUGUCUAGUCAAACCAUGCAGUACGAAGUCUAAGUUUUGAUAGGGGUCGCAAUAUUUAAUACCUGAUCACUAAGGGUGUAACGGUACAUGUAUUUGUAUUGAACCGUUUCAGUACAUGGUGCUCGGUUCGUAACGAAGGCGUACCGAACGAGUUUCUGACAAAAGGUAACCCUUACUGUUCGAGGCCGUGAGUCGAUCAGGUUAGUUUCUUUGUGUAGAUUAUAUUUACUCCGUCUUCUCGACUAUAAUGUGGACCAUCACGGUUGGACAGUAUAACCCAGAAACACCAACGGCGCGUCAACGUGGCCGCCGCGAGAACGCAGUGAAACGCAGGCGUUAAAGUCAAUCAGCCAGUGCACACCAGUCGCAGUGCGGCCGCGUGUUAGACGCGUCCCAGAAGCGGCUCAACACAACGCACGCAAAAAGAACGGCAGAGU